Molecule: messenger RNA, 2007 nt
Organism: Trichoderma breve
Lineage: Eukaryota; Fungi; Ascomycota; Sordariomycetes; Hypocreales; Hypocreaceae
Exons: 5
Coding region: 1-2007 (668 amino acids)
Source: RefSeq, a predicted model, not a curated record
AUGGAGCAUCCUGGGUUCGGAAAAGCUAGCAAAAAGAUAUUUACGAUAGGAAUAAGCCCUCCACAGGGGAUACCCAAAUCCAAAGUCAGAGACAGGACAAUUCUACGCCUGCUCUCGAAAUCAAAACCCAAGAAUACUCCUCUAAUUCAGGAAAAGGAACUUUUCCUUUCUUUAGAAAGCAUCUCCAGAGCCAGUCAAUCAAUAGUACUUGGAUGUGGCUCCCCAAAUCCGUCGGGCACAAUUCAAUCCCUUUGGGCUCUCAGUAUCUCUAAGAAGGAAGAUGUGAAAGAAAAAUUCGACAACCUUCGGAAAGCAGUUGAGGACUACAAUACCACAGCUUCCAAGGGACAGCUAGAUCUCAUUCAGAAACAGGGAUCGAAUAUCGAAGAGUUACGAAAACUUGCCGAAAAUUGUCAAGCAGCUCCGGCUCCAGGAAUGGAAGGACAUGCUCGGUCCAAAAUAAAGGAUGGGAUGCAGCAAUUCUGCAAAACAACCUUACACUACGCCGAAGUUAUGGAUGUCUUGAUAGAACAUCACCCUGAAUGGGUGAGCCUAGCCUGGGGAACUAUAAAGCUUUUCCUGAUGAUUCCUAUCGAGUACCAGAAGAUACAAGAGAGUGUUACAACAAACUUGGCGCGUAUUGGCGAUAGGCUCCAGUUGGUGGCGCUGCUCUUGCGCUUCUUUCCAUCAGAGAAGAUGGUUGACGCCUCAAGUACCAUCUACAGCUCAAUUGCCGAGUUUUUAGAGAUUUCUCUCCGUUGGCUUCGGAAUAAUUGGCUUGUAAGGACUUUGAAGGCAGUAGCAGUUCCUUUCGAAACUCGCUUGGGUCCAAUUCUUGAGAAAAUCGACGAAAAUUACGGUAUUUUGAAGGAAUAUGCUGAAAUGCAAUGGCUAAUAAGCGACUUUGAGCAACAUCUACAAACCCAGAGUGAAUUGUCCACUCUCGGAAAGUCUAUGGAUCGCGUUCUAGAGAUUCUGGAAGACUUCGUCAAGCAAGAUCAGUUUCGAAGAGAGCGUGAGUCGAAAGCUAUCCAAGCAUCCAAAGCACUCGACCGCUCGCUCUUCCAUUCUCCUACGCUGGACAUAUGCAAGGAAUUCUUUCCAGAACUGCUUCCAAUAGAGCAAAAUCUUCAAAGAGCCCAAGCUCUGAUGGACUUGAUACCAAUAACCCAAAUUAGCGAAAGCAUCAACAUGGUCCAUCGCAAAGAAUUUCGCGUCUGGAUGGAGACAGAAGCUUCUGGUCUCCUGUGGAUUGACGGCUACCAAGUUCCCCACCGUCCUAGCUGGACAACGGGCUUUGCACUUAAUGUCAUUCGAGCCGCCAUGGUAAACGGCCACGAUACCCUAUACUACUUCGGAAGCCUCCAUCAAGACAUACUGCAACCUCGUGCCCUUGUUCAGAGCCUUUUAUUCCACUUACUGCAGAGGUUUCCUACAAUUCUCUCGCAUGGCGAUCCGGAGCUUUUUAGUGCAGAAAUUUUCUUGACAGCAAAGUCCAGCCUCGAUUUAUCCUGGAGAAUAUUUCUGGAGUGCCUGCGUCUGCUCCCAUCGACUGUUGUAUAUCUCAUUGUGGAAGGCAUUGAUCACGUUCAAAUGUCCAAUGUCGGAAACGACUUCCAAAACCUACUAACCCAGCUUAAAUCUCUUUCAACCGCUGGCGUCCUCGACGAAAAACUAGUCAAGGUGCUUUUAACCUCAGUUCGCCCAAAUGCGGGCUUCGACAUAUUGUUUCCAAGUCAUGAGAUGCCGGUAAACGAGGUUGACAAUAACGUUCUCAUUCGUGUACCACGCGCUGUUUCUCGAAGUCGUAGGGGAAUUUGGAGAAGUGAGGAUGGGUCUUCCAGAUCUCCCAACUCACAAGCAAAUGCACUGCAGAACGAUGGUGCAGAUGAACCAGAUUCUGGAAGCUCAUUCGAUAUCUUCGACACCCAAGCGCAAUCGGGUAAGACGAAGCUAUCCCGUAGUCAAUCAUCGGACUUUGCUCCAUCUGAGAGUGAUGUAUUAUAA